Molecule: messenger RNA, 2552 nt
Organism: Spea bombifrons (plains spadefoot toad)
Lineage: Eukaryota; Metazoa; Chordata; Amphibia; Anura; Pelobatidae
Gene: SOAT1
Product: sterol O-acyltransferase 1
Exons: 16
Coding region: 249-1910 (553 amino acids)
Biological process (GO): cholesterol metabolic process; cholesterol efflux
Cellular component (GO): endoplasmic reticulum membrane
Molecular function (GO): cholesterol O-acyltransferase activity; fatty-acyl-CoA binding; cholesterol binding
Source: RefSeq, a predicted model, not a curated record
ACAGCUCUUGCACGAGCUUGGUGGUACCAUAGAGUCGAGAGCCGGUGUGCAGAGCGGAGCUGCGAGUGAGUCGCGUUGGUUUCAUUGAACAAGAACAGGAAGCAAUGCAUUAACGUAAGCGAGAGGUUCAGCGAGUUCACCAGAAUCUACUGCCGGAGGCGGCCUCGGGAUACACCUCGGAGACUCCAACAAGAAACGAGAAAGCGGGACAGGGAGACCCUGCAGCGAGCCAGGACAGUGACUUAAGCAUGUCGGACGAAGAAGGUCGCAUUCUGAGGAGUCGCCGUGUAGUUUUGAAGCCUUUGCUGGCCUCGGAAAAAGAGGAUGUUGUUAGAAGAGCUGACGGAGAAAGGACCUUCAGGACCAUGAGUAAUGGACUUACGGAUCUGGAACACGUGAUCAGCAAGAAAAUGGAGCUGAAGAGGAAAGCAGAGCUUCUCAAGACAGAGUUGAUGAAGGAAGUGGACAUUCACUUUAAUGAAUUUGUAAACAACUUAAUAGAAGAAUCAACUGUUCUAGAAAGCACGACUGCAUCAUCUAACCUGUGUUCUGGAAGUGCCGAGAAGGACGGCCAUAAAACCCGGGGACUGAGGCCACCUCCUGAACAUGGGAAACUUUUUAUUUCAAGGCGUUCUCUCUUGGAUGAGCUCUUUGAAGUAAAUCACAUCCGAACCAUCUACCAUAUGUUCAUUGCUCUGCUGAUACUCUUCAUCCUUAGCACACUCGUUGUGGAUUGCAUCGACCAGGGCAGGUUGGUUUUGGAAUUUGAUCUCCUGGUCUACGCUUUUGGCAAGUUCCCAGUCGUAGUCUGCUCCUGGCUGUGCAUGUUCUUGAGCACCUUGAUUGUGCCUUAUGCCCUCUUUAACACGUGGGCUCGGGGCUACAGGGCAUCGUAUCAUCGCAGUAUCCGGUCCCUUGUUUUUGGGUCACUUUUCAUGCUUUUUCAGAUGUGCCUGGGGUUUGGUCCAGCAUACAUCGUUGUGCAGUACAAUCUACCCCCUGCUUCCCGGUUUAUUGUCAUUCUUGAACAGGUCCGGCUUAUUAUGAAGGCACAUUCAUUCAUUAGAGAGAAUGUUCCUCGUGUCUUUUCAUUCACUAAGGAGAAAUCUUCUGUUGUUCCAGUGCCUCAAGUAACGCAGUACUUAUAUUUCUUGUUUAUUCCCACGCUGAUAUACCGUGACAGUUAUCCAAGGACCCCAACUAUUAGAUGGGGAUAUGUUGUUACUAAAUUUGCACAGGUGCUUGGCUGCCUCUUCUACGUCUAUUACGUUUUCGUCCGUCUCUGUAUCCCGCUUUUCCGCAACAUCAGCCAGGAGCCGUUUAGCCUGCGUGUCUUUGUUCUCUGUAUCUUCAACUGCAUUCUCCCAGGUGUGCUUAUACUGUUUUUGGCCUUUUUCGCUUUCCUGCACUGCUGGCUGAAUGCCUUUGCGGAGAUGCUGCGGUUUGCAGACCGUAUGUUUUAUAAGGAUUGGUGGAAUUCAACCUCGUUUGCCAAUUAUUAUCGGACCUGGAACGUGGUGGUGCAUGACUGGCUGUAUUACUAUGCCUACCGGGAUUUCCUCUGGUUUUUUGGCAAGAAGUUCAAAGCGGCAGCCAUGCUGUCUGUCUUCACCGUCUCGGCUGUGGUUCAUGAGUAUGCGCUUGGGAUAUGCUUUGGUUUCUUCUAUCCAGUUCUUUUUAUCCUGUUCAUGUGCUUUGGCAUGCUUUUUAACUUCAUUCUCCAUGACCGUCGGAAAGGUCCAAUUUGGAAUGUGGUGAUGUGGACAUCUCUGUUUUUGGGUCAGGGUGUCCUCCUCUGUCUAUAUUCACAGGAGUGGUAUGCCCAACGCCACUGCCCACUCAGCAAUCCAGCCUUUCUGGAUUAUUUGACACCACGUUCUUGGACCUGUCAACUUCGUUUUGAAGGCUAGAAAUAUUGUGCACCUGCUCAGAUGACGACUUGUGUGGCCAUAUGGUUUAGAGCCUUGUUACAUUUAAAUCAAACUAGUCAACACCCUUGAACUGGACCCGGUACUAAUUCACCAGAAGAAGAGGGAGGGAAUGUAGUCGGUGACUACCGGUUUUGUUAAAGGAAUCAUGAGCUUCAGUUUGUAUAAUGUAUUUGCUUUGGGUCAACUCAUCGUAUCGGCCACCUCGGAACAAUCUAAAAUGACAAUUUCUUUUCCUUUUUCUGAGACUAUUCUAUAACUUUCGACUCUCUCUGAAAGUGCUGGCAUUAACAAAUACUUUUCCGCGUAUGUUUUUACGGUUAAACACAUCAGGACAUUUGUCUUGUGGAUAUCUGAAGACUAUUGAAUGCGGUUUGAAUGUAAAUCUGUACCCAGGGAAGUGGAAGCGAUCGGUGGGAGCAGAGAGCCUGGGCUUCACUAGACUAUGCUUGUAGCAUUCCAAAAUCCAUGGAUAAAAGAAUUCUACAGUGAGAUUAAAUGCGCUGCGUUACAAAGCAAUAAUGAACGUGGCUACACUCUUUCAUCCCGCUCCUUCAACUGCCAAAGAAUUUCAAUGUUUGUGCUUAAAAAAAAAAAACAAAAAAAAAACUACUUUUUUAGUUG